Molecule: messenger RNA, 10220 nt
Organism: Nothobranchius furzeri (turquoise killifish)
Lineage: Eukaryota; Metazoa; Chordata; Actinopteri; Cyprinodontiformes; Nothobranchiidae
Product: apolipoprotein B-100
Biological process (GO): cholesterol homeostasis; cholesterol transport; lipoprotein transport
Cellular component (GO): mature chylomicron; very-low-density lipoprotein particle; low-density lipoprotein particle
Molecular function (GO): low-density lipoprotein particle receptor binding; cholesterol transfer activity
Source: RefSeq, a predicted model, not a curated record
GGAGGUCUAUAAAAGGACGAAGACACAAGCACGAGGAUUAGUCUUCAGAGAAAGAGGGAGACUCCUCUCAAGCUUCCGGAGCUGAGAUCCCAUCAUGUGGGGUACCAAGCUCUGCGUUUUGCUGCUUCUGGGCACGCACACACUCGCCCAGCAAGAUGAAGAACAGUCUCCAGGUUGCUUUUUGGCCAAAAGAUUCAAGAACUUGAGACGUUUUGUGUACAACUAUGAAGCUGAGACCUUAAACGGUGUAAAUGGAGCCUCAGACGACAAGAGCGGUCCAAAAGUCUCCUGCACAGUUGAAGUUGACGUGCCCCAGAUGUGUAGCUUCAUUCUCCGCACUACGGACUGCUCUGUGAGUGAGAUCUCUGGUGUGGAUGAUGACGGGACCCCAAAAUACCGUCCUGCUGCUGGAAGCGAGGCUUUCAAAGCUGCAAUGGCCAAGAAUCCUUUGAAGCUUUCAGUGGAAGGAAAGGCUGAAGUCAAGCUGUUUCCCGAGGAUGAUGAAUCCACCAACAUCUUGAACAUCAAGAGGGGAAUCAUCUCUGCUCUAAUGGUGCCUGACCUGGACAUGGAGGAGAACAAGGAAAUGCCCACUGUCCACGGAGUGUGCUCCACUGAGUUUUCCAUCAACUUCAGAGAAGACAUUGCUGUGGAUGUGACCGUCAGCAGGGAUCUGUCCAAAUGUAACCGCUUUGUUGCUCGCAGACAGGACACCAGUCCUCUGGCCCUCAUCUCUGGCAUGAACUACCCUCUGUCCAAGAUGAUUAGCAGCACUCAGGUCUGUAACUACAAGUUUGACAACCAGAAGAAGCACAUGACCAGUGGAUCCUGCACAGAGAAGCACAUCUUCCUCCCCUUCUCCCAUAGGAACGAAUAUGGGAUUUCAACUGUUGUGAGGCAGACUGUGACCCUGAGAGAGACUUCUGUGAUCAAUGACAGAAUUUUCAACCACAAUGAAGCCAACCUGAAGCACCUCCCCAUGGAUGUUGCUGAUGACAAGCUGCCAGUGCAAAGCAAGGAUGCUGUUGUAGCCAUGCUGCAGAAGCUUAGCACUCUCUCAGAGACCUCUGUGGGCGAGGAGCGUGCUGGCCUCUUCCGCAAGCUGGUGUCUGAGCUCCGUGGCCUGAAAUCCGACGUCCUGACCGUCAUUGCUGAAGAGAUGCUGGACAUUGACAGCCUUCUGACAUGGCAAGCUCUGGCUCAGUGCGGUACCCCGGAAUGCACCAGUGGCAUUCUGAAGAUCCUCCGGGGUUUUGACCACGAGGCAACGGAUGUCGACGUCUUCGUCUACGGUUUGGGAAUGCUAUCAAACCCCUCUCGUCUGCUGGUGAAAGACUUACUGGAAAUGGCUCAAUACAAGCAGAGCAAACCAAUCAUGUAUGCUCUGAGCAAUGCAGUUAGGAGACUGUACAGAUUUGAGGGCGUCACUCCAGAGAUCACAGCUGUCUAUGAGUUCAUGGCAUCCCUGCUGGGUACUGACUGCGCAGGAGAGAAAGAGCUGACCUUCCUGACCCUUAGGGUUGUUGGAAACAUGGGAGAUGCAAUGGAGGCUGCUGACCCAGCUAUUAAGAACACCCUGAUCAAGUGCAUGAGACAACCUGCGACCACUUUGUCUGUGCAGCUGGCUGCCAUCCAGACCUUCAGGCGCAUGUCUGUGACAGAUGAGGUUCGCACCAAUCUCCAAAAAGUCAGCCAGUACCAGAAGGGCGCUGUGCAGAAGCGCCUUGCAGCCUACCUCAUUCUGAUGAAGGAUCCCCAGGACAGUGACUUUGAGAUGGUGAAGAACUUUCUCAGUCAGGAACAGAACGUGCAGGUCAAGGCUUUUGUGUCCUCUCACGUCUACAACAUCAUUUCCUCCACUGACUCAGAAACCAAAAAACUUGGUCAGAAGAUAAUGGCCGUCCUGCAGGACACUGAAGUGGCCACACAUGACUACUACACCACCAAGUCUCGCAACUACAAGCUCGGUGUGGCAUAUGAGAACAGCCAGGCCGACAUUCAGGGCAAUGUCAUUUUUGAUCCCAGCAACCAGCUGCCAAAAGAAGUCCUGCUGGAAAUGACCCUGAAGGCUUUUGGCUACAGCAUGGAUAUUUGGGAGGUUGGCAUGGAAGGAAAAGGCUUCAACCCGACUAUCGAGGCUUUGUUUGGACAGGACGGUUUCUUCCCUGAUACAGUGUCUAAAACUCUGUACUGGGCUGAGGACAAGAUGUCACCAAAGAUCAAAGAAUUUCUGAAAAACUGGGUUGUUCAACGGAAACCUGGACACCAAAAGGUUCCUGAAAACCUGGUGGAGGAAAUUGUCCGUAGCUUCAAUAACCUGCUGAAAGAUCUGCAGGGGAAGGAGUCCCCAGAGGCCAUGGCUUACCUGAGAAUCAUGGGAGCUGAACUUGGUUACAUCAAGGGCAGUGAUCUGAGGUUCAUCGUUGAAAACGCUAUCGUGAACGCCAAUGCUUUCAUGCGUCAUGCUAAGUUUUCCAUCAACAGCAUGCCGAGCACUGACAAUGAGAUGUUCCUGCACUACAUCUUCAUGGACAACAAGUUCAUCUUGCCGACAGCAUCUGGUCUUCCAAUGACAUUUGCUCUGUCUGGUACUUUUGCUCCUGGUGCAAAAGGAGGCAUUCAGAUUUCUCCAAACAUGGAGCUGAUCUUCAGUCCAUCUGUUGGAGUUGAGUUCAUGACCAAGAUGGGUGUCCACAUGCCCGAGUUUGUCGUUUCGGCCGUUGAGAUGCAAACCAACUUGUUCCACGAAAGCUCCCUUGAGGCCAGGAUCACCAUGGAGCAGAACCAGGUUAAGCUUUCUAUCCCUGCUCCAAAGAAAACCACAAAACUCUUCAGGAUCAGCAACAAAUUGGAGAUUGUAGGUGCUGAACAAUCUAGAAUGAUCCCACACACAGUGAGCAGGUCGAACUGCAGUCCUCUUUUCUCUGGAAUGAAAUACUGCACCACCAUGCUUUACACAGAAGCUCCAGACAGGACCAAUUCUCCAUACUUCCCCUUAACCGGAGAAACAAUGUUUUCUUUUGACAUUGAACCCACUAACAAAAUCUCAGAGUACACGGCCUCCAUCGCCUACAAGCUCCUCAGCGAAGGCAAGGACGGUCGUCAGAAGGUCGAUUCUUUGAAGAUGGUCCUCAGGGCUGAGGGCGCUCAGCCCACAGAGGCUACAGCCACCAUGAAAUACAACAGGAACAGAAACGUCUUGACUACUCAGAUCCAGAUUCCUGAUGUUGAUAUUGAGGCGGGAAUGAAGAUCGGCAUGACAGACAGCAGUUCAAAGGGCAAAUCCAUCUUUCUUGAGUUCUCCAACAAGAACAUGCCACAGCUGUCUCUGAUUGGCCGCGCCAAGCUUCAGGCCAUGAAUGAUGGGAUGCUGCAGGUCCAGCUCUUGGUGCCGUCCCUCAGGACUGAUGCCACUCUCAGCGCCACAAUGACCAAAGCUGAUGGAGUCACCUUGCAGAUCAAGAGUGAUGUGAAACUCCCAGAGAUCUCCUCCAUUCAGGCAGUCACUUUCAAAUAUGGUGAAGAGCAGGCAGAGGUUCACGUGACGUCCAACGUGAAUGCUGACACUAAGGUGCCAGUGCACUACACCAAAGCUCUGCAGGCACAACUUGGGCAGAUUGCGAACGAAGUCAUGGACAAGCAGGUUGUGAAGACAGACAUGAAACUACGGCACAUUCUCAACAAGGGCAUGGAAGCCUGCAACAUCUGGAUUGAGAAGCUCUCUGCUGAUGUUCCUUAUGUUAACAAAAUGAGGGACUAUGUUGAAACGAUGAAAAUGCCAUCAGUGCCUGAAAACGUAUUCAUGAAUCUUGAAAGCACACUCAGAUACCAGUUCAACCAGAACAGCUUCACGAUGACCAUCCCUCUCCCUCUUGGUGGAAAAUCCUCAGAGGAGCUCAGGAUGCCCCCUGUCAUCACCUCUCCGCACAUUUCUGUGCCUCAGCUGGGACUGGACCUUGCCCCACAAAAGAUCAAAGUUCCACGUUUUACCAUCCCUUCUGAGUAUGAUCUCACCCUGCCUCUGAUGGGGCUGAUGGAGAUGUCUGCUAAGGUCAACAGCAACUAUUACGACUGGGAGGGGAUUAUUACCGCCGGCAAUAACACCAAAGAGUCUCCUGAAUACGUGGCCAAGUUCAGCAUGUUGGCUGAAAGUCCAAUCAAACUGCUCUCCUUCUCAGCUGAGGGAGGCACCAAGAUCACAGACACCGAAAGGGAAACAAUUGAAGUCACACUUGAUGGAUCCCUGAGGCACAUGCUCAUCAACACAGGUUUCAGUGUGCUGGAGAGCAUUUCUGUCACAGACAAUGUGCUGACAACAGGUCGCUACAACAUCUAUGCUACUGCUAAACCUGUGGGCCUGGACACCUCGUUGACAGUCACCACCCAGUACACCCUCGACUCAAACAUGCUCUUUGGCGACAUUAACACAGAUGGAAGUGUUACCAUUGGGUCCAUGGUUGCCACCACCACCUACCUCAACACCUUCUCUAUUGAACCAGCCAAGAAAGAAGCAAAAAUGGAGAGCACACUGAGGGUGAACUCUGAUGCAUUGAAGCUUGUAAACAAGAUGAAGACAUCUUAUGAAAAUGAUGAGUUCCUCUUUGAAUCAACCACCAAUAUGAACUGCGACCCCGUCAUGCACACCACUAAGAUUAAUCUUGGCUACAAGGAGGUCAAAUUCACCUUCCUGUCUGACUCUGUGACCAAGGCCUAUGAGAAGAUCAUUCGAAGCCAGAUGGAGUUCUCCACCUCUGGAGGACAGACUGCACUGAGAAUAGAGAACCAAGCUGAUGACACUCAGAACCGGGCAUACUCCUUGCUCACCGGAGCGAUCAAUCCCUCAGGCUUAGAGAUCAACGCCGAUGCCUCCGUGAAACUUUUUGCAAGCCUCACUUCCCACAAAGCAACCUUGUCAGUGACCACAAAUGGCUUGACCACCAGCUGUACAACAACUGCUCAGCACCGCUCAGUGAAGUUUGAGAAUAUUGUCCAUGGCGGAGUCGACGCCUCAGGUGCCACUUUGUCUCUCACAACAAAAGGAGCCAUUCAAGACAGCAAAGCAGAGUUCAAUGUUGAGGGAAAGCUUGCAAGCACAGAAGUGUAUUUCAACAGCAAGUACAUGGGUAACCUGUUUGACAUCAGCAGCAGGAACACCGUGAACCUCAGGCUGAAUGAAAAUGGCCUGGUCUUCUCCAAUAACAUGGCUGGAUCUUUCUAUGAGAUGAAAACUGAAAAUGCACAUUCACUGUCUCUUACUUUAAGAUCUUUUACCCUGCAAUCCAAAACCGACAACAUCCUCGACAGCAGCAACUCUUACAUGCAUGACAUCUCAGUCAACGUGGAUCACUUUACUGUCUCAGCUGCUGUGAAGAACGACCUGAAGGUGAUGGCAGUCAACUUUGUGAACAAUGCCCAGUUCAAGGCAGAACCUUAUAACGUGGAGCUGGCUGGAAAACUGAUGGGAGUCUAUUUGAACGAAGAGCUCGAGCACACUUAUGAAAUCAAGUUCCUUGACAUGAUUCUGUCUGCAAAGUGCAACACCAACGGAAAGCUCCUGGGAUCUCACAUGACGCACGCCACCGACAUGGAAGUCGCCGGUCUGACUGUGAAGUACAGCAACAUGGCAACUUUUAACUCACCGCUUCUUCGCCUGGACAGUACCGUCAAAAUGGACGGUGCACCUUUCACUCUCAACAUCGAUGCCAUCUUCAACUCAAAUGGUGAAGUGUUUCUGUAUGGGAAGCACAAUGGUGAGCUGUAUAGCAAAUACCUCAUGAAAGCUGAACCCACAAUGUUCACACAGUCAUUUGAGUACAGAACCUCAUCCAGCCAUGAAAUGUCAGGCAGGCCUACUAUCAGGACCAACAUGGACCACAAGUUUAACAGCAUGCUGAGCCUGCAUGAGCAAAGUGUCUUACUAAAGGUGGAAUCCACAGUAAAUGACCACACAUUUAAUGAAGAAAUGAGUGCCUAUAACAAUGCAGAAAGAAUGGGUAUUGAAAUGAAAGGAGCAGUCUCAACCCCCCUUUUCAGUGAGACCAGUCAAGACUAUGCCAUCUCUGGAUUUAUGAAGUAUGACAAGAACAGUAACAGCCACUUUCUCCAGAUCCCUUUUAUUGAGCACCUGCCUGCAGCAAUUGACAACAUAAAGACAAUGAUGAUGAAGCUGAUGAACCACAGCACUGAGAUGUUGAGAGACAUUGACGCCAAGUAUGAGAUUCGUGCCAGGUUUCAGGACAAAGUAGCAGAACUGAAAGAGGCCAUUGAUAAUUUUGACUUCAACCUUUUCAUUGAAGACAUUAAACAGUUCAUGACCUCUAUGGAAAAGCACAUCACCAAACUGACACGCCAGCUCCCAAUCGACAAAGUUGUUAAUCUGCUGAAGUAUAUCAAGGACACCAUCAGAGCUGCAAUGAAGAAGUAUAACAUCUCCAACAAGCUCAGUGCGAUUUAUAUCAAAAUUGAAGAAUUUCUCUCCAGCUAUGAGGUUGAGCAAAUAAUUGGGGCCUUCAUGGAUGAAAUUGUUAAAAUCAUGAAAGAAUAUCAGAUCAGGGAGAAGAUUCAGCACAUGUUUGAAGCUUUUAGAUCAAUCGACAUCCAGCCCUUACUGAACAAAGCUUUGGUGCCUGUCAAAGAGUGUCUGAAUGAGCUUUAUUCCUUUGACUUCAAACCACUGAUUGAUGACCUAAGAGAAUAUUUAAUGGUUGUGAUUGAGAAAAUUCAAUCCUAUGACUAUAAAACACUCACUAUGGAACUGAGGGAGAAUGUGGCAGAGAUGACCAAGAUUCCCUGUUUUGGAAAACUCUAUGGUGAAUUCAAACUUACUUCCCCUCAUUACAACCUGAAGACCACUGCUGACCUGGAAAACACCACAACUACAUCAGUCACACCAGAGUUCAAAGUAAAUCUGAAUUCACUGUCAAAAUCCACUUUGAAAGUCCUUGAUUUUACUGUUGAUGCCUCAGCACAUUUCGCUGUACCCAAAAUGAGACGACUGACCAUCUCUGAAAACGUUAAUGUGCUUCAGUCGUCCUUUACGCUUGACCACAAGGGAACCAUGGAUUUCUAUGGCUUCUCGGCUCAAGCUUCUGCUGAAACAACUGCAAAAGUAACAACUGAGCUCUAUGAUGGAGAACUUGUCAACAAUGCAUUCCUCGCCGUGGAAAAUGGUGUUUCUGCCACAACGGAGACUACCUACAAACAGGCCCUCAACAUGCCAGUCCUCAGCACAUUCAGCAAUGGGAUGAUGAAUCAAAAGACCGUCUUUGGCCUUGAAGAUGGCAUGAUUCGUCUCACAGUUAAAAACCUGGUCAACGGAAAAUAUGAAAUUCAGGACUUGUCAGAUGAAGCAACCCACACGAGUGGCAUCAGUGUGGAAAUGGACCUCCACACAGCCAAAGUAACUUUCACUGGAGAAACAAAUGGCAACCACUUAAAGAUGAAUCAAAAUGUCAUUGCUGACAUAUGCAUUUUCCGCCAUGUCAUCAUUGAUGCCAAGCUGGAGACUGAAACACCUUUCAUCAAGGGCAGUGUUGCAGAGGUCAAGUUCCAAGCUAAAGUCGAAGACAUGAAAAUUGAUCUCACUGCCUCUCACAAAGCAGACCUGGUCGGUCAGGUGGAAGGGAAACUCUCCAGCUCUGUCCUCGCUUUGAUGAAACCCACAGAGCUCAUGUUUGACAGCAAGAACAAGGGAAAUGCCAAAGUUUUUCUUCCAUUCAAGCUUUCUGGAAAAGUCGACCUCCAGAAUGACAUCACUUUCACUCUGAACUCCGAAGUGCACCAAGCAAGCUGGACAGGUCUGGCCAGAUUCAACCAGUACAAAUAUUCCCAUUUUUUCUCCAUGGACAAUGGUGAACGAGAAAUUAUUGUAAAUUCCCAAAUCACCGGGGAGGCUAAUCUUGAUGUGCUGAAGAAACCCAUCACUAUUCCCGAAAUGACUUUGCCAUUUGUUGACAUGAAGACACCAAGAGUAGAGGACUAUUCGCUGUGGGAAGACACUGGCCUGGGUUACCUCCUGACCACAACUCAGCAGACAUUUGACAUGAACUCCAAACUAAAGUACAUGAAAAACCCUGAGAUGAUCACUAUUAACAUUAAUUUGGAUCCAGUCAUUCACUCCAUUAAUACCAACACAAAGGCUCUGCAUAAGAAGGCCCUCAUUGGUAAGGAUAAGUUUGCAGCUAUUCUAGCUGCAUCUUAUGAUAAAGCAAAGGCAGAGUAUGACAAAUACAGCAUUGAGUUGCCAAAAACCAUUGUUGUUCCUGGCUACAAAGUUCCAGUCAUGAAUGUGGAGCUGUCUUCCUUCACAAUUCCCCUGCCUGAUGCCACUCUCAUCACAAUGCCUGCCCUGCACGUUCCAUCUGCCCUCAGUAAGCUGACAAUUCCAAAAAUCACCCUCCCCAAAAUUCAGAACAUCCAGAUUCCAGUAAUGGGGGAUUUGACCUAUGAGUUCUCUGUUAAAACAUCAAUGAUCACACUCAAAGCCGAUACCAGCAUCCUCAACCAGGAUGGUAUCAGUGUCAAACUAGAGGCCUCCUCUUUGUCUGAGUUCGAAAUUUUGAAUGGAAAGAUUGAAGGCAGCACCAAAGUGAACACAGUGGGUGAAUUUCAAAUGACAUCUCUUAUGUCUGUGAAGCAUUCCAUGCUAGAAGGAAAUCACCAGAGCACCAUUGUCUUGAGCUUUAAAAGUGUAGAUGCAUCAAUCACCAACUCCGCAAAGGUUAAUCUGCCUUCAAUGAGUAUGGAAAUCAAGCAGGAAAUGAAAGGAAAUCCAGCAGAAGGCUUGGUUGUCUCCAUGUCUGCUCCAUCUGCAGGACUCAUUGCUGUUCAAAUGCAGACGAUGCAGCCAGCACAAGUGAAAGCUAGACUCUACGGUCGCUACCCGUCGGAGCAAACGGACACUGAUAUCCUCGGUUUCAAGAUGUCUGUGGUUGAAUCCAAAAUGCUGAACGUUCAAACCACCUGGAAUAUGGAGAUGCCAUAUGAGAUGAUGCUGGGAAUGAAGAGACAGGUGCCUGCCGUAAUGGAAAUGGUUUCUGAUCCUGCAGCCAGAACAUACAACAAACUUAACAAGCACGUUAGAGGUCUCAAGGGUUCGUUUGAAAAGGCUAGAAGGCAGGGCAAAGCGAUGUUCAAGAAGGCUGUUGAGAGCUUAGCUGCAUAUCAUCCUUCUGAAGCUAUGACAGCUGUCACAGAUAAGACCAUUGUGAUCCUCAGAGAGUACCAAAAGCAAGUUAAACGUGUUCUUGAUGCUGUUGUCACAUUCCUGAAACAGACCAAGUUCCAGAUCCCCGGUUAUGAACAGAAGCUCUCUGGACUUGAAAUCUACCAGAAAUUGAGCGCUUUUGUUGCUGACUUCUCUGAGGAGGCUGUUGAAAAGAUACCAAAGUACUUCACCUCUGUGUUCGCACCAGCUCUUGACCACUUCAAAGAGAUUGAAUUUGUCUUCCCUGGCUCUAACCACAUUGUCAGUGGGAAAGAAAUUCUUGAUGAAUUGUCUGUAACUCUGAGCAAAAUCCAAGAGCAGGUGAUUGUUACUCUGAGGAAACUCGGGGCCAUCCAGCUGGAGGAUUUCAUUAAGAAUUACUCUGUGUUUGUGCAGUUUACCACAGAGCAAGGCGAAAAGCUUCUCCAGUAUCUAAAAACACCAAAUGUAGAGAACAUCUCCAGGUUUCUGAGUGAAAUGUACAGCGAUGCCAUGAACUCCCCUGCCCUGGCAGAUGUUGUCAGGCAGGUUAAUGAGUUCUGCAGGAUCAUUAUGAAAUAUCUAACCUCUGUGACCAAUCAACUCUACAGCAUUGUGGAUAGCACAACUUCUGAACAGCUUAGAACAGACAUCCUGACUUGGACAGAAUCAUCUGUAGAACGCGUCACCAUUUUCAACACUAGUGUCAUCCAGGUCCUCAAAGAAAAAACCAAAUGUGUUGACCAAUAUAUUAGAGUAGGUGACAGACAGAUAGAGGUUGACAUUCCCUUACCAAGCAUUGCCAGAUUCAGUUAAGAGACCAAGACAGCCAAAGAUAUGGAUGUCCAACAACUCAACAGUAAAAGUAUUGUCAAUAAAACCAAAGUGUUCCUAAUAAGCUGGUCUGUACUGUGUUUCCAUGUAAUUGUAUUAUUUCAUAGUAAACUAACAAUUGUUCUGAUCCCACUGUGUAUCCCUUGUGUCUUGUGCUAUUUAAAAAAAUGUGUGGUUAUCAAUAAAUAGAGUUUGCACUGCA